Messenger RNA from Filobasidium floriforme, 2430 nucleotides. RefSeq lists its product as uncharacterized. NCBI's taxonomy places the organism in Eukaryota, Fungi, Basidiomycota, Tremellomycetes, Filobasidiales, Filobasidiaceae. The transcript has a single exon. Bases 1 to 2430 code for a protein of 809 amino acids. The record is from RefSeq and is a predicted model, not a curated record.
AUGUCGCAACCUCGCCCCAAUCCGAGCCCAGGGAGGCGUGCGGUCGAACGAGAGACUCACCAUCAAAGGACUGCCGAAACCCCAUCACGACCAUCUAGCCACAACACCUCUACCCGACAGACGCCAACUCAUCCACCUCAACAACCUUCCCAUCAGACACCGCUUCGUACUCGAAGACCGGACGACAUGAGCCUAGGCAUGACCCCGCUGCGACAUCAAUCAUCCGGAUCCAAUCCUCGAUCAGCCAACACAACUCCUCGACCUAGACCCUUCGCGCAACCUACCAUUCUACCAUCAGCUAGCGUUCCUCAAACAAAUCCCUCUCAAGCCGGGUCCCCGUUCACACAGACAGGAUCUUCCCGCCCAUCUUUGGGUACAUCGACCUCGCAGAAUAGCUCUGGAGCCCUGCAGCAAGGUGUCUUUCAGCGAAUCGCAUCACAACAGAUCAAUACGAUCGUGACUCGCCUCAAUGCGUUUGACAAUCAUGUCAAGGAUAUGCGGGACCUCAAGCAGACGUGCGACCGGCAGACACAGGAGGUGACAAGCUUGCGGUCCACCGUCACAGCUCAGGCCGCAAAGAUCUUGAGGUUGGAGAAUCAGGUCGAGGAUAUCCAGUUGAGACGAGGAGCCGCAGCAGUAGACGUCGAUUCCCGGGAUUCCGCCAUGAUAUCUCGAUACGUUCGUUUGGCGACCGAGUUCCUGUACGGUCGUGACACCAAGCCCCCGCAACCGUACCCGGCUGAAGGCUCGAUCUGGCCAACCAACAAGACGGCAAAUGAAGGCUCAUCAGCUCUGCGCGGCGCGCCCGCCAUGCGAUGGGACUUCACAAAAUCCUAUACACACACCUCAAAUGUCACGGAGACCACCAAGCUCCUGACCUUCGUCGAAAAUGACAACCAUCGAGAAGCCGUUGGUCUCCCCCAUGACAUGCCCGCCGCCUCCAUCCCCGACUAUCGCGCCUUCGCCGACCUCUAUCGUGCCAGUGCAGCCCGCCUCUUUAGAACCCUACGGGAGUCCUUCGAUAGACAGGCCGUAAAGGAAUGGAAGAGCCAGGGUCGAGAGAAGGUGCUGAAGGAGAUCAAGGACCUCGAGAGAGUUGAUAACGGGACGGGAGAGAUGGCGGCGUCGAUUCAAGAAAGGAGAUCCCACCUGGACGCCCAGGAUGCAAGGAUGGAGAAACUGGAGCCUAAUCGUUCGAAGGAUCAGAAGAGGAUCAUCGGUGCGCGCUUGCAGACCACUCUCAAGUGGGUGAAAGAGAGGCGACCACUUACCGAAUACGCCAGUGACCGCUACAACUGGCUCGACCAUAUCUUCUGCUUGAUCCCCGUCGUACCCAUCACCGGGACUGACGGAGCUAUCCAAUGCUACUGGCCGAUCCGAGAUGGAGUAUAUUCGCCGCUGUUCCAGCAGAUCUAUGAUACCGUCUACAACACCGAAUAUCCCAGAAGCAAGCUAACUGGGACAAGUGCGAAAACGGACGACAACAUGAGCUUGCCAGCGGAACCGCACCUGCCUACUCGCCUGACAGACUUACACAAAGCGCCUCAGAGAUGGAUGUUCUGUCCGGAGUGGCUCGAAGAUAAUCAGGAUCUCUCAGACUUCAUCGUCCCAGUUGACGUACCGACUUCGAUCGAGGAAUGCGCGGCGCUUGACUGGGUGAUCCGGCGAACCGGUAUCCAUGGAUCCGCAACGGCGGCUCGAGCUCGAUCGCUGAGCACACAACCCAGCCCCAGCCCGAUGAGCUUCCCGAGCAUGCCUUCGUCUUCCAACAACUCACAAGGCUCCUCCGGCUUCAUGCUUCCACCCUCCAACCCCGUUACUGGGAAACGCACGAGGGUCCUCGAUGGCACGCCGUCUGGAGACGAAGACGAGAACGAUGAACCCCGGAGCUACGACCCUGAUAGAGACGGACCGAGGAGCAAGCAUCAGCGCCAAGGUUCUUACACGCCGAGUAUCAGAUCCCCACUUGCCAAUGAACCUCCGUACAUCCCCGAACCUGGUCCGAGCACCCGCGUCCCGGCGAGCUUCCAUCUGAAUGAUCAGCAUCGAAAUCUGCGGUCUCUCAGCAUCGAGACGAACGGAUAUGAGGGUGCCCAACACAAUUACGAAUCUUUCUCGAAAUUUCCUGUCAGCAACGGUCACGUAGGUCGACAAGAGUUUCAGCCUCUACCCGCACCGCAACACAGCAACUCCGGCUUGCCGCCACUGACCGAUGACGAUUUCAACAUGGCAAGCCAACAGGGCUACAUCGACCCCGAGAUGGCCAAGAUGUUGCAAUCGUUCCUCGCCACAGGUGGCCAAGCCGGCCAGGGAGGGAGCGCGGAUUACGAUUAUCUGAUGUCGCUUGGCCUGUUGCCUGCGCAGGAGGACGAUUACAUGGGCGCGGAUCAAGAUGAGGGUCAACACAGACCGGGAGUCGGACAGCAAUGA